Messenger RNA from Nematolebias whitei (Rio pearlfish), 2246 nucleotides. RefSeq names its product zinc finger protein 2-like. Gene Ontology annotation, biological process: regulation of immune system process; regulation of cytokine production; negative regulation of transcription by RNA polymerase II. The record is from RefSeq and is a predicted model, not a curated record. The coding region runs from base 1 to 2094 and encodes 697 amino acids. The transcript is spliced from 3 exons. Lineage: Eukaryota; Metazoa; Chordata; Actinopteri; Cyprinodontiformes; Rivulidae.
AUGCAACAAAACAAAAUCCUCGAUGCUAUUUUGAACGUCAGAGUUCGUCUGCACAGAUUAGAUGUUCAGCAGACGGUGCUGAUUAAAGAAGAAGCUCCUGAAGAAUGGAGUUCUGGUGUGGACCAGAAGGACCCAGAGACCCUCAACAUAAAGGAGGAAGAGGAGGAACCGAGGACCAGUCUGGAUGUGGAGCAGCUCGGUGUGAAGGAGGAGACUGAUGACACCAGGUUCUCCUUCACUGCAGUUCCUUUGAAGAGUGAGGACGAUGAAGAGAAACCUCUGCUCUCUCAGCUUCAUCAGCACCAAGUGGAAGAUGGAGAUCUUCCAACCAGCAGCUCAGCUGACCAGAUGAAAGCAGCAACUGGUGGAGGAGCAAAAAUUCAGUUCUACAAAUUAGUGUUCCCUGCUGAUGGUCAGCAGAUUAUACUGAUUGUAGAAGGUUCUGAAGAAUGGAGAUCUGAUAUGGACCAGAAGGAUCCAGAGCUCCUCCAUAUGAAGCUUCAUCAGCACCAAGUGGAAGAUGAAGAUCUUCCAACCAGCAGCUCAGCUAACCAGAUGAAUACAGCAACGGUUAGAGAGGACUGUGGAGGAGCCGGAAAUACCAGGAACCCAGAUCUAAAUACUCAUAAAGAUGGUUCCAGCUUUUCAGAGACUGAAGACAGUGAGGAUGAUGAUGAAGAUGUGAAUGAUCCUGAUUCUCAGCUGAAAGACUCAUCAGACUCUGGAUCAGAACCUGAAGACCAUGACAAAGACUGGGCUCCUGAGUCGGGUGUAAACACUGUCACCAAAUCUUGCAGUUUCUCUGAGUGUGAUAAACAAUUUCUUCACAAGGAGUCUGUUCAGAGAAACACGACGGAUCAUUCAAGAAAAAAGUCCUCAAGUUGUUUGGUUAGUGAGAAAUGUUUUAGAGUGAAGAAAACUGGAGGCUCAAACAAAAAAAUCCAGCCAAGUCAGAAAUCUUUUAGUUGUGAUGACUGUGGAAAAAGAUUUAGACACAAGUCAUAUUUAAACAUACACAUAAGAAUCCACACAGGACAGAAACCAUUUGCUUGUGAUCUUUGUGGACAAAAGUUUGGAGAUCAGUCAAAUUUAAUGAAACACAUGAGAAUCCACACUGGACAAAAACCAUUUGCUUGUGAUGUCUGUGGACAAAGGUUCAGCCGCAAGUCACAUUUAAACUCGCACAUGAUAAUCCACACAGGACAAAAACCAUUUGCUUGUGAUGUUUGUGGAAAAAGAUUUGGACACAAGUCAUAUUUAAACAUACACAUGAGAAUCCAUACAGGACAAAAACCAUUUGCUUGUGAUGUUUGUGAACAAAGGUUCUCAAGCAAGUCACGUUUAAACAGACACAUGAUAAACCACACUGGACAUAAACCAUUUGCAUGUGAUGUUUGUGGACAAAAGUUUAGAGAUAAGUCAGAUUUAAUGAAACACAUUAGAAUCCACACUGGACAGAAACCAUUUUCUUGUGACCUUUGUGGACAUAAGUUUGGAUACAAGUCAAAUUUAAACAAACAUCUGAGAAUCCACACUGGACAUAAACCAUUUGCUUGUGAUGUCUGUGGACAAAGGUUCAGCUGCAAGUCACAUUUAAACUCACACAUGAUAAUCCACACAAGACAAAAACCAUUUGCUUGUGAUGUUUGUGGAAAAAGAUUUGGACACAAGUCAUAUUUAAACAUACACAUGAGAAUCCAUACAGGACAAAAACCAUUUGCUUGUGAUGUUUGUGGACAAAGGUUCUCAAGCAAGUCACCUUUAAACAGACACAUGAUAAACCACACAGGACAGAAACCAUUUGCGUGUGAUGUUUGUGGACAAAUGUUCAGCCGCAAGUCACUUUUAAACUCGCACAUGAUAAACCACACUGGACAGAAACCAUUUGCAUGUGAUGUUUGUGGACAAAAGUUAAGAGAUAAGUCAGAUUUAAUGGAACACAUGAGAAUCCACACUGGACAGAAACCAUUUUCUUGUGACCUUUGUGGACAUAAGUUUGGAUACAAGUCAAAUUUAAACAAACACCUGAGAAUCCACUCAAGAACAGAAAACAGUUCACUUUUAAAUAUGAAGACAGUUUCUAAUGACACUUAAGAGUUCACCCAAAUUUUAAACAACAGUUCUGGCGUUUUUUGUAAAGACUAUUGUUUGAAUUAUUGUUUUCCAUAACUGCAGUAGUUUUUAUUUGCAGUAAUGUGUGCCUUUGAACCAACCUAAAGUAUUCAAGAAUACAAUUAUAGAUACUA